UACAAAUGUACUGCAUAAUGUGAGUUAGUUGAUGCAUUAAUUGUGAAGUGUGAGCAGAAAUCUCAGUGUCCUCGAAUGUUUUCUGUGAAGCACAGUGACUCUGCAGUGAAACAUGAGCGGGUCGGUUCUGACAGGUGUGUGUGUGUGUGUUUGAGUGUUUGGGCCCCGGAGCGAGAGCCGUCCUUCAUCUCUGAGGGACUGAGAGACGAGAAGAUCACAUCAGAUCACAUCAGACCAGAUCCGAGGUUAUGAGGAGAUUUUUCAGAGUUGACCGAGAUGAGGAUUACGGUCAGAUUCAGUAUCUCACGGCUAAAUGUAUCCGGCUGUCUCAGGAGAAAGCAGUGCUCCAGCGAGAGCUGCUGGUGUCUGGGGAGCGUCAGCAGGUUCUGCAGGCAGAGAUGGAGGGUCUGUCGGUGCGUGUGUGUCAGAAGGAGCAGCUCUAUGUGGAGCUGAGCAUCAAGUAUGAACAACUUCUGGAGCGAUUUCAGAAACAGCAGGAACAGGGCGAUCUUCUGCAGCAGCGUUUGAUCUCUGUGACGGAGGAGCGCUGGAGGGACGCCUCACUGCUGUCUCUUCAGCUGGAGCAGGUGAGCUGUGAUUUACAGCAGCUGCAGGGCUCAGACAAGCAGCUGAUGGGCCUGGUGGACGAGCUGCACCAGGAGGCCCAGCUCAGAGCCCAGCAGACUGAGGUCUUGGAGACGCAGCUCCACGAGGAGACUCAGAAAAUACAAGAUCUGGAGAUGCAGCUGAACAGCAAAUCGCUCGAGCUGAUGGAACUCCAGAUGUCCCAUGAAGCCCUGCGGCAGGAUCUGUGUGAUCAGCGCAGCGCCCACCAGAGGAAGGUGGAGGAACUGCGGCGCGAGAAUUCGGAGAGUCUCGGCAAACUCCGUGAAACGGCCGAACAGUUCGAGUGGCUCUGCGAGCAGCAGCGGAGGUGGAUGAGCUGCGUCAGGAGAUUUAAGGACUGUCUGUCAGGUGAGAAGGAGUCCCUGGAGCUGCAGGUGAACAGGUUACAGAUGGAGUUGGAUACUGUCAGGAAUACUGUGCAUUUCAAUCAUUCCACAGAAUCCUGCAGCAGGUGGGAUGUUGAGGUGAUGUCUGACCUCCAGGCGGAGGUGGACCGAUGGAAAACACUGUAUGAAGACCUGCUCCAACUCACCACGCAGCAGGGUCAGAGGGCAGCAGAUGGACACCUCAAACCCCCGUGAGGACCCAAACACAGAUGACAGCUUCACAUCACACACUGAUUCAAAAGUGAUCCAUGAAAAACCCUUAAACCUGUAGUUCUGUUGACAUCAUUGUUAUUGAAUGUGCAGGGUUUAUGAAAGACGAGAGCUGUUCAGGUCAAGUUCUUUCAUUCUGUUCUUCAUUUGUUUUGCUGUCUGUGCUUCAGGGUCACCAGCAUUACAAUAAAUGUUGUGCAAUUCAUUGCAUUUUUAUGCAGGAUCUAGCCAGUCACUGUGUAUGGUAUGCACCUACAGGCUGAGUUUCUACUGUUUUUCAUGCUGUUAGAGGUUGUGAGGGUGUUCAGACACCAGAUGGUGAUGUUCUACCUCUGACAGUCAUAUGAAACACAGCUUCUGCAGAGCUGGAGAUCCUGCCUGAAGCCCUCCAGUCAUCUCUGUCUGAGCUCAGAGAUGUGUUUCUCAGCGAUCCAUGAAUCCCAGACUGAAAUCUCUCUGAUAUGAGCCGUGAUGAACAGCACAAGCUCAUCCUGAAACCAGCCUGACAUCACACACAGUCCCUAAUGCACUCUUCCUGCUGUUUACAGGGAAAUCUGUCAGCGCUCACAUCUGACUUUUAGAGUCACAAAUAUUUGUACACAAAUAUUUACAACUGUAUUAAACUGCUGCUGAUGUGUUUAUAUCUGCGACAUCAUUAAUCUAGUCCUCUGAUAUUCCUCAGUUAGGAGUCGCACUUCGGUCAAAACCAAAGACAAUAAGCAUAUAUUUUUAAAUAAAUGUACUAUAUUUUGCUAUAAUAAUAUUUCAGAGAUUUCA
This is a messenger RNA of Cyprinus carpio (common carp), 2000 nucleotides long. RefSeq lists its product as uncharacterized. The record is from RefSeq and is a predicted model, not a curated record. Lineage: Eukaryota; Metazoa; Chordata; Actinopteri; Cypriniformes; Cyprinidae.